This is a messenger RNA of Poecilia latipinna (sailfin molly), 2674 nucleotides long. Its product is annotated as voltage-dependent L-type calcium channel subunit alpha-1D. Lineage: Eukaryota; Metazoa; Chordata; Actinopteri; Cyprinodontiformes; Poeciliidae. Bases 418 to 1869 code for a protein of 483 amino acids. The record is from RefSeq and is a predicted model, not a curated record. The transcript has 8 exons.
ACAGGCAGUGUUUCCAAGUAUCAACACUAAGUAUUUUCCAUGAUGAACAAACACACCCACACAAGAAUGUCUUUUUCCUGUUUUUGUCAAAGUAAUUUUUGGCUUGUUACAUCCUAAGCUUCUAAAGUGAUUCUGUAAAGUCAGGUUUAACUUUUACAUAACCUUAAAGUUAUAGUACUCACCCCAACUAUAAAGCUAUUCCUUAGAUUUAAUUUAAAUCCACGUUUUAGUCAUUCAUAAUUCUCACACCUUAGAGUUGUUCUUACUUUGCAGGCCGGCUUGCGCACCCUUCAUGACAUUGGACCAGAAAUUCGCCGAGCCAUAUCAUGUGACCUACAGGAGGAGGGGCUUGUAGAUGGAACGGGAGAGGAAGAAGAGGAGAUUUAUCGGCGCAACGGCGGCCUUUUUGGGAAUCACAUGAACCACGUUGGCAUGGAUCAUCCCCAGCCCACUACCGUCACACAGCGCCCCCUACAGAUCCUGCCCAUCUACUGCACUCCCUCUGCCGCGCCCACUCAGAUUUGCAGGAGAGCCAGCAGCAGCGACAAGGAAGGAGAGACGGAGAUGAACUCCUCACCCAUCCACUACAACCAUCAUCCUUCCCCUCAUCUGUACGAUUACCCUCACUGUAACUCCACCUCCCCUCAGUCCCCGAUACCCUCCAACGCCAACCUCAACAACGCCAACGUGCCCUCGCUUCUCUUGAUGUCCUCUGGGAGGCAGCAGAAGUGUUUAUUGCAGAGGUGCCGCCCGUCUUCAGCAAGAAAUAAGUCAUCGACGUCUUACAGCAGGGGCCUGCAUGACAAGCAGUGGAAGUCCCACUCCACAAGGACGCGCUACUAUGAGGCCUAUAUUAGGUCAAAAAAUGGCGGAGCGCUUCACCCGACCAUUCGCCGAGAGGAGCCAGGUGGCAGGGACAGCGAUGAAGAGCGGGAGUCUGGGGAAUACUUCAGCGGGGAGGAGUUUCACGAAGACGACAUCAUGCUUACCAAGGACAGGUUAUCCAAGUCGGACUUCCACGACGCUGCAGACGGAGAUUUGGACCGUUUCAGGGACGACUGCGAGUCCGAAGGUUACUGUGACGACGACAAGCAGCCGAUAUGCCAGGAGGAUUGGCGGUCGCCCAGGAGAUGGUUUUUGCCAUCCCCCCAAGCCUGCAAUACACCAACAUUCAGCUUUGAGUGUCUUCGCAGAAGAAGUAGCAUAGAUGAAGCUCCUCCAUCUCCGUCAUGCACAGCUCUUCCACUGCACCUGAUGCAGCAGCAGGUGAUGGCGGUAGCCGGUCUGGACGCCACCAGGAUCCCACGUCUGUCUCCCACCAGGUCGCUACGCUCGUGGGCCACGCCUCCCGCCUCCCCCAUCAGCCGUGACUGUGGCCCCUGCUACACUCCACUCAUACAGGUGGACUGGCGCAGCACUGGCAGUGUGGGCAGCAUCCCUGGGGCCGUGAAGAGGAGUUCUUGGUACACCGACUGCCAGGACGGCCUGCCCAGCCACAGCCACUCACCGUCACGGCUGCAGCUACCUGCAGAAAGCAGCUCACACUUCCUGCAAAACAGAGGCAGCGCUAGCAGUCUGGUGGAGGCUGUCCUGAUCUCUGAAGGUCUCGGGAAAUACGCCAGGGACCCCAAGUUUGUGACAGCGGCCAAACACGAGAUCGCAGACGCCUGCGAGUUGACCAUCGACGAGAUGGAGAGCGCUGCCAGCAAUCUGCUGAAUGGCAGCAUGGGUAACGACGAAGUGGCGGGGACGGAAAGCGUCGGCUCCGACUCGCCACACCAGAGGGACUACAGCGACGAGGAGCAGUACGUGGCCGUGAAGUGUGAGGAGGACCUAACGGACGAGAUGAUAUGCAUCACUUCUCUAUAGCAGCGACUCACCGCAGACUCUGUCUAGUUUCAUUGAACGUAUGGGGAAGUCUCAGCAGGCCCUGCGGAGAACAGAAAAUUAGGGAUAAACGUGAGAGCAAAGUGCCUUGUUUUCUUUUGUCUGCUUAGUAGAUUGCAGCUAAAGCAGACACAUGGUUAUAGAAAAACAAACAAAAAAAACUUGCUGUAAUUGAAAUCAGGAGACAUGAAUCUACACGCCAGCUUCCCAGAAGGCAGGCCAGCCGUUAAAAGUUAUGUUGUAUAUCUUAACUGACAUCAGUUGGACAAAACUUCAGAUCUUCAGGAUGACAUAACUCGGCUUUAGUGAGGAUUACACAAGGCCAUAAAUCACAUAGUUUACUACAUGAGGAGCCAACACAACAAAAACAAAUGUGCCACCACUCACCACCUGCACAUGCAAGCAGGCAAAUGAAUUAGACUUCUAUUCUAUUGCUGUGUAAAUAGUUUUAGACGGCGGAGCGUUUCUAAAUCUUUCUGCCUGGUUCACAGUUCAGAUGUCAAAAACUGGUUUUCCAAGGAUUCCUGCAAUUAGUUGCAUUUUAUGUGGAUGAAAUGUGUGAUUUUACCCCUCAUUGGUCAGAACUGAUGAAAACAUAUAUUUUUGUUUGCUUAUCUGAAUUAGAUGGAACCAAAGCAGGAGCAGCUGAGAUGGUGCCUUGUGAAAGUCGCCACGCCUCUUUCACCUUUUCCAUAUUUGGUCACAUUAGAGCCACAUACCUCGGUGUAGUUUACUGUGAUUUUACUAGAUAGACUAACAAAACUGUGCUUAUUUGGAAAAAGGAAGG